This is a messenger RNA of Saccostrea echinata, 582 nucleotides long. RefSeq lists its product as uncharacterized. Lineage: Eukaryota; Metazoa; Mollusca; Bivalvia; Ostreida; Ostreidae. The record is from RefSeq and is a predicted model, not a curated record. The coding region runs from base 1 to 582 and encodes 193 amino acids. The transcript has a single exon.
AUGAGUGAAUUCAAAGUUUUCGGAGAAAAUCACAGGUCAGCAGAACACGCUUUUCAAAUUACCAAAGCGAUUCGUAAUGGCGAUCUUGUGGCUGCCGAAAAAAUUCGCUCAGCGACGACUGCAUUAGACGCAAAGCGCAUCGGAGACUGCAUCUCUAAAAACGAAUCAUGGGAAAAAGAGAAAACCGAGGUCAUGUCUACCAUUAUAGAUGCUAAAGCUUCUCAGAUCAAACCCUUUCAGGAAGCUCUACAAAAAUGUGGUCCAAAAUCUAUCAUAGCGGAAGCCACGUACGACGAUUUCUGGGGGACUGGUAUCAACAUAUCAGCUACUCUAAAAACAAAUCCUGAAGCUUGGCCCGGUAAAAACAUGCUUGGCACUAUAAUCAAAGAUAUAGCAAAAAACUACCGUCGCAAACCAAGAAGCUGGUCUCUCCCAAGGCAACCGACUCGCAAAGCUGCUCGGGCGUCACAGAAGGAAAUCACUGAUUUCGUUAGCCAGCUUAAGGAAGGACCAUCAAAGAGAUCCCGAGAGAAUAUCAACGAUACAAGUGGUCAUGACACGGACACUAGCGAGCAAGGUUAA